Paramormyrops kingsleyae is the source of this 3209-nucleotide messenger RNA. Its product is annotated as calcium-binding protein 1-like. The record is from RefSeq and is a predicted model, not a curated record. Gene Ontology annotation, molecular function: calcium channel regulator activity; calcium ion binding. Gene Ontology annotation, cellular component: cytoplasm. NCBI's taxonomy places the organism in Eukaryota, Metazoa, Chordata, Actinopteri, Osteoglossiformes, Mormyridae.
AGGCUCUCUCAAUUAGUUCAGAAAUAGAGCCUGCGUCUAGCUGACUAAUUUCCUUUUUAAUUUGUGCUUUUAAACGGGCCAUUAAAAUCUGCAGUCACAUGGGACUGAAUGGAGAAGUGCGCCGAACAAGGACAACUCCCCGCACACAUAGAAAGCGGCUCCAAAGGUAGGCAGGCCUACCGAAAUUCACCGGCGACUCCUACAGUGACGGUACUUAUUUGCCAUCUAUGCCUCCCACCUGCACUGGGCUGGAAUAGAGGCGCCCUCCGGAACGAGGCGGCUGGAUGGAUGCCACCUCUGGAGGUGAGGUUUCAAACUUUGCAGCCGCUUUUUUUCCGUCUUAUGGAGUUAAAGGGUAGAUGCUACUAGUCGUAGUUCUAUUACCAUACUGCAAAUAAAGUCACACCGGACGCUGGAUCGCACGCCGGUGCGAUGAUCUGCACCUGCACACAAAGCCCACGUAAAAAAAUCUACCUCCUUUGAGAGGUGAGAACAGUGUGUGGAGACGCGCAGUACGGCAGCGAUGAGCUCCACGCUCCCCAAGAGCGACUCUACGACAUCCCUGCUGAAACCAAGCGCAAGGGUGGCCCUCCGGCCGGAGCGCAUUAUCGCCGGUCGCCGCAGCGAACGCCGGGCGACAUCGCACGCAGGCAGCGGCGCAACCGAGGACGAAUGCUGGCCGGACGAGUGCGACGCAAGUGCCCGGCGACCACUGUGUCACCCCAAACUCCGAGAUGGCGGGGCCAGACAAGAGAGCAAAGAGCCGUCCCAACAGCCGUACACCCAGCUGACCCCCGGGUACAGUCGGGAGAAGAUGCAGGAAAGACUGGGUGUCGGACGGAUCGGCAGGGAGAACGGUGUGCGGUCAAGGCAUCCACACCACCAUCACAAUAACUCGCGGCCAGAUCCGUCUCCGGUGCAUCACUGCAGCGACCGCCGGUCAAGCGGGACACCCUCCCCGACACCGUCCCUGUCCAGCCGAUUAGACGAAGCAGCCGCCUUCUUCGAGACCAAGGUGCGAACCAGGAGGGACUCGGGCACCGCGACCACGUACGACACUGACGCCUCGUCCUCUCCCGUCUCCGCUUCGGCGCGUCGCUCCUGCAGCAAACCGGGGAAAUCGAGCGCGGCAUCACCUCUCUCAGAGUCCCAACUGCACCCCAUCGUCAACUCGGUGUAUGGGCAAGACCGGCAGUUGCGACCAGAGGAGCUGGAUGAACUACGGGAGGCUUUCAGGGAAUUCGACAAGGACAAGGAUGGAUUCAUUGGCUGUAAAGACCUGGGCAACUGCAUGAGGACCAUGGGGUACAUGCCCACCGAAAUGGAGCUGAUAGAACUGAGCCAGCAGAUCAACAUGAACUUGGGGGGUCACGUGGACUUUGACGACUUCGUGGAGCUGAUGGGUCCCAAGCUGCUGGCCGAAACGGCAGACAUGAUCGGAGUCAAGGAGCUGAGGGACGCCUUCAAGGAGUUUGACGCCAACGGUGACGGUAAGAUCAGCACGGCGGAGCUCAGAGAAGCUAUGAAGAAGCUACUCGGUCAGCAGGUGGGCCACAAAGACCUGGAAGACAUUCUGAGGGACAUCGACCUGAACGGGGACGGCCACGUGGACUUUGAGGUCUUCUGGUGCCCCCGUUUCUCUCUGCCAGCCAUCUCGACGUGGUCUAGUCCAACCUGCCGGAGGAAAGAGAGCUGACCGCCCGUGUUUAUCUAUUCCCGCUCUUCCCAUUCGCCUCCCUGUCAGAGUUUGUCCGGAUGAUGUCCCGCUGAACUUGGGGACAGUGUUGGAACGUCAGAGCCGGACCCCAUCGCCUCCACGGCAAAGGAUGGAGAGAGGGAGUGCAGGAGUGAGCGCCGUAAACUGAACCCCCCCUCCCCACCCCUUCCCAAAGUUGUACUAGGAGAGAGAACCUUCAACUUUGACCUCUGACCUGCGAACUAUUGACCCAGGCAAGAGUGAUGUCACAGCCGUUUCCUGCACACGCUCUUUGGGUCAGUGGGUGGACCAGCAGACCAGGCCGAUGCGGAGACCAGGCAGGCAAGCAGGGCAGCGACUCCUCCCCCUGCGCCUCCUCACUCCUCCUCGUGUGUGGAAAACCACUGUGUGUUCAAGGUUCCAGCAAUAGUGCUUCCAAACCACAGGUGUCGUGCCCUACUGUGCGUGCACUGGGAGGAGCAGUGACCUUAACGGUCACUCUGACACGCAUCUCCCGCUUUUAUUUGUUAGCAGAUGGAGGGGAGGAGGUAGGUAACAUGAGUGGGGAGCACAGCCACCAGGAGUUGACAGGAGAAAUACCUCUUUUAAAUGUUAAUUGUCACAUAGCCACAAUGUCGUUUAAAUGUUUGUCCCUUUUAAUACACUCAAUGAGUGAGGUGUCACAUUUCAAGCUAGUGAGAUUACAACUGUAAUUUCUAUGUAUUUACUCUGCAUAAUGUUUUACAUAUUUGUCCAUUCCUUAGAGACUCCAAUCAUGGUAAAUACAGCAAAUAAAUAUGAGAUAUCAGUUACAGGAAUUAAAUAUCUACAGGACAUAUAUAAUCAGUGUUUACACUGGGUUCAUGCUGGAUCAGUGCAACAUCUACAUAAAGCUGCAUGGGGCCAUUGUGUGGCUCUAUAUGGGAAAGGAUUCUGUUCCUGUAAUAAGAAGGUCAUAGGUUCAAAUCCCAGGGGUGAUGUCACCGUUGAGCCCUUGAUCAAGGCUUUUAACCUCAGUUGCUCCGGAGACUGGCAGACCCUGCUCCCUGAUCCACAAAUGCCUGUCACUAUGGUUACAUGUAGAUCUGCAAGCACAGGACCACGAUCUGAAGGCAAAAACCUCAGGCUGCGGCCCAGUCUACCUGAACAGCCCCCAGUGAAAUGGCUGCAUGUGAUCGAAUGUACGUGUUCCAUGACGAUGCGUGUGCGAGUUCCUGAGGGGAUGGCCUUUCCACGUGACCUUUAGCAGUACGUCUGUCAUGUUAAACUUCACAGUCCUGACGUAGUAGUUUGCAGUCAGAGCUAUCUCAGGUAGCUCUCUACUGUGCCUGAGCAUGGAAAAGUCGCUUUGCGUUUUUGUACAUGCGUGAAACAUCUUAAGUAGUCACUUUUCAUGUGUUAUCUGUUAGUUUCCUGUUUCUAUGCAUGCGCCAGCAGUACAGACCACCUACGGUACACAGAAAUAACCUAUUCUUAUAACAGGACAAAUACAAAUAAAGACUAAUCUAGAAUU